Molecule: messenger RNA, 1272 nt
Organism: Rubroshorea leprosula
Lineage: Eukaryota; Viridiplantae; Streptophyta; Magnoliopsida; Malvales; Dipterocarpaceae
Source: the annotation of a GenBank genome assembly
UUUCCCCCUACCCCUCUCACCAUCAUCAUCAUCAUCAGAGCUUCUCCGAUCUUCUUCUCCAGUCUCCGGUCAUAACUUCCCGAUCUCACUAGAUCGCCAUGGGCAAGGACGUUGAGGUUGCUGGUGAAUUUCAAACCAAGGACUACCACGACCCGCCUCCUGCCCCGUUGAUCGACGCUGAGGAGUUUGCCAAAUGGUCUUUCUACAGAGCCAUAAUUGCCGAGUUUAUUGCUACCCUCUUGUUCCUCUACAUCACCGUUCUGACGGUUAUUGGGUACAAGAGCCAGGUCGACAUCAGCGAUGAUCAGUGCACCGGUGUGGGUAUUUUGGGAAUCGCAUGGGCUUUUGGUGGUAUGAUCUUCAUCCUCGUUUACUGCACCGCCGGAAUCUCAGGGGGUCACAUAAACCCAGCGGUCACUUUUGGGUUGUUCCUGGCGAGGAAGGUGUCGCUGAUCCGAGCCAUUCUGUACAUGGUGGCUCAGUGCUUGGGAGCCAUCUGUGGAUGUGGGCUCGUCAAGGCUUUCCAAAAGUCUUACUAUACUAAGUACGGUGGUGGUGCCAACGGGCUCAAUGACGGGUACAGCAAGGGCACCGGACUCGGCGCUGAGAUAAUCGGAACCUUUGUUCUUGUCUACACCGUCUUCUCCGCCACCGAUCCCAAAAGGAACGCCAGAGACUCCCAUGUCCCUGUUUUGGCUCCACUUCCAAUUGGGUUCGCUGUGUUCAUGGUCCACUUGGCCACCAUCCCGAUCACCGGCACCGGCAUCAACCCUGCUCGGAGCUUCGGAGCUGCAGUGAUCUUCAAUCAGGACAAGGCCUGGGAUGACCAAUGGAUCUUCUGGGUUGGACCCUUCAUCGGAGCCGCCAUCGCCGCCUUCUAUUACCAGUUCGUCUUGAGAGCAGCGGCUAUAAAAGCACUUGGGUCCUUCAGGAGCGGUUGAAAACAUAUAAAAUUGCGGAAAAUUUCCUUUUGAACUUUGUAUAGUACUUAAGGAAUGUCUGCUCUGCUGGGCUUGUGUAGUGUAUCAGGCACUUUUUUUUUUUUUUUUUUUCAAUCUGCCCAAAUGUUUUAUCCCCUGUUAUUCCGUCUUGGUCAUGUCAAACUUAUGGCUCCUCCUGAGGAUUGCAUCCAAGUGUUCUACUUCAAUUUAUCUCCAAAAAUUAGAUUUAAUCGAUAGUCCUGACAUAAUGAGUGUCCUUAGUGGUGCAUAUAAUUUCAUUGUUGAAAAUGACACUUUAUUCGGAUUUCGUGGAUAAAAUUGAUUGCAGUAC